Aspergillus sclerotioniger CBS 115572 is the source of this 1434-nucleotide messenger RNA. RefSeq lists its product as uncharacterized. The record is from RefSeq and is a predicted model, not a curated record. The transcript has 4 exons. Lineage: Eukaryota; Fungi; Ascomycota; Eurotiomycetes; Eurotiales; Aspergillaceae. The coding region runs from base 67 to 1434 and encodes 455 amino acids.
CCUCCCCUCCUAUAAGAGCUUACAUCAACUCUUUAUCUUCUAUCUACCUGAAUACUCCCUUACAGUAUGGAGCCCGCGUCUCAGUUGAUCUUGCGAACCCUACCCCCUCUUCAGAAGAUUAAUGGUACAGCGUAUGCAUCAACAUCAACAGAAACUGUUUCCCUUCGGUUCUUCCGAGAGUGGGACAAUUUUGAACGUGAUGUUUUACAAGCCUGCGGGGCGAUCGACCUAAGCCAGCACGUCCCUCUUACUGGCGACCAAACGGAAAAUCAUGUAAUCGGUAGCGAGCUGGGGUUGACAGGAAGAUUUUCCAAACAUGUCAGUGAUGCGGUGACCAAAGCGCUCUCGGUCACCCAUCUGUCAGGCCUGAAGUUUGGGGAUUAUCAAGCCUUGCCAAACCGAGAAGCGGAUAGCGUCCCCGAUGUUGUCAUGCUGACCUUACCGGAUGCUGAUGCAGUGGCCGUCGGCAAGCUUAAGACAUACUGGACUGUGAACCUUGGAAGAUACUCGAUUAGAAGAGGUUACAUGGAUCUUCUCCCCCUCCAGCCCCAUUUAGGCCAGCUCGUUCAGUAUAUGCGUCAAAAUGGGUUGAAGUUUGGGUUCUUGUCAACUUACAAAGCCACCGUCUUUGUACGACGAACAGCCCCAUUUCUAUUCGAAAUUACUUUGCCAAUAAAUGAAAAAGCCACGGGCCCAACACUAAGACAAUGCUUUCUCGCAUUCGCCAUUUUCGCAUCCUCUGAUCCAAGGUUUACUGAGCCGGAAGGAUUCUUGGAGAGUCAGUUGAAGAUGCCUUCACAACCGUGUGCACAGGCAUCCAUCCGUCCUUCCCCGUAUCGUAAUCAGGUUACGACCAAAGAUAGCACACAAGGGGAAGCCAUUGGUUCCCAGACGAUCUUCUUUGGCGGAGACGACGGUGUUGCAACCGGCUUUGUAAAUUGUAAAAGACUAAUCAAAAAGUCAGGGACGAAGGCUAUAUACGAGGUACAAUGGGACGGACGUUCCGCCAUCGCAAAAUGCUGGACGGAAUCCAGAUAUCCUCGCUACACCGAUGAGGCUUGGACUUAUGAGAAACUAGAGAUGAAGUCUCCAGAAGGGUAUAGCUUCUUCCCGAGACUUUUAACUCAUGGCAAAAUAUGCUGUUCUUCUGUCUUUCCCAAAGGCACUGGGAUGCCAUUCCCCCCCCCUAUCAAGGAAAACAUACGCGUCGUGAUUUAUGAGGCCAUAAAAACUCUCAGGAGUAUAGCUCUCGUUGCCAUCGACUGCGGGCGCCACAAUGUGCUCUACAAUCCUGAGACACAUGCAGUUGCGAUGGUAGAUUUCGAGCUUAUGCAAGCAUGUGAAGCGGACACCACCAGCCCAGACCAGCCCGAAAUGUUUUCAAUCUUCGAGGAUAGGUUCUUGCCUGUUCGGAUCCGCCACGAGGGCGGAUAG